CCUCUUAGUUUGUAAUUAAAGUUCUAUAAAUGAGCUCUCAUUACUUGACUGGAAAGAUGAUGCAUCACCAGUUUGUCUCUGAGGAUGAAGAUUAAAGUCGACGCCAUGGUGUAUGUACUGCUAUUCUUUGGGAUCUUCAUACUAGGAACACCUGCGGCAGCCUCUUGCCCAUCUGAAGAGAGGUUUUGCACGAAAAAAAUGGACAUUACUACAAAAUCGGACUUUGUAAUGUCCUAUAAUCCAAUCCUAUGCGAUGCUAAAACUGGCGAAUAUAGAUGGAUUGUUAUACAGAGUCGUUUUCUAAAGGACACCAACUUCAACAGGAACUGGACUGACUACAAGAACGGCUUCGGAACACCUUGUAAAACAGACUUUUGGAUUGGUAAUGAGAUGAUUUACCAGAUCACUUCUAUGGGUGAAUUCCAGCUGAGAAUAGAUCUAACUUUCCUAGGAAAUGCGUAUUACGGUACAUACAAUAACUUCAAAGUCGACAGUGAAAAAAACAAUUAUAAAAUGAGCUUUGGCACAUACAGCGGAAAUGUUUCCGACGACUUUUCGGCUCACAACAAUAUGAUGUUCAGCACUCCAGACAGAGACAAUGACUCUGACGAAAAACGCUUCUGUGCGCAGAUCUAUGGAUCAGGGUGGUGGUAUGCAGAUUGUCACAAUGUGCACCUGAACGGUCAAUUUGACUCCCCGACAUUAGGCACUAGAGUCACCUGGUUUAGCAUAUCUUCCAACUGGCACUCGCUUAAUUCCACUGAAAUGAAAAUCAGGAGGGUGAAAUAAAUACAAAUAAAUGUAAUGAGCUAGUCUAUAAAGUAUAAUAUUUUAGAUUGACGAAAAUUAUUUUUUUAAAUAUUUUUUGUUAAGGUUAAUUUAAUAUUUUAUUUUUAAUAAAUGUAAAAAAAAAAGCAUUUUUAUUUUACAAAAGAGAAACAGUUUGUCCAAAAAUUA
Biomphalaria glabrata is the source of this 957-nucleotide messenger RNA. RefSeq names its product techylectin-5B-like. The record is from RefSeq and is a predicted model, not a curated record. The transcript has 5 exons. Lineage: Eukaryota; Metazoa; Mollusca; Gastropoda; Planorbidae. The coding region runs from base 85 to 789 and encodes 234 amino acids.